Messenger RNA from Zygosaccharomyces rouxii, 1392 nucleotides. It is a transcript of the gene RAD57, whose product is annotated as putative DNA-dependent ATPase RAD57. The coding region runs from base 1 to 1392 and encodes 463 amino acids. The transcript has a single exon. The record is from RefSeq and is a predicted model, not a curated record. NCBI's taxonomy places the organism in Eukaryota, Fungi, Ascomycota, Saccharomycetes, Saccharomycetales, Saccharomycetaceae. Gene Ontology annotation, biological process: DNA recombinase assembly; mitotic recombination; DNA repair. Gene Ontology annotation, molecular function: ATP hydrolysis activity; ATP binding; single-stranded DNA binding.
AUGGAUCUUUAUGAUGAGCUCCCUCAAAGUUCACUGCUCUGUGACGAAGAAUUCACUUCUUUGUUAGAUGCCUGUAAAAAAUAUCAGGUAUCAGUAGUCGACUUUCUCACACUCCCGUCUAAAGAAUUGGCAAGACAGCUUCAAAGGUCAACAAAUGAGGUAGAUAAGUUCCAAAAAUCAAUGAUCGCAGAGUAUGAUGAUCAAUUGAUGAAUUUUAACGAGGUGAAACCCAUUAGUGAAGUGGAAGGACCGGUACCAUUCACUACAACUGAUGUUGGCAUUGAUGAGGCCCUUGGAGGAGGUAUUUAUACACAUGGUAUUACAGAAGUUUUUGGCGAAAGCUCUACUGGUAAGUCCCAAUUACUUAUGCAAUUGUGCUUGAGCGUUCAAUUGCCUACAAAUAUGGGAGGAAUUAAAGGUAAAUGCGUUUAUAUUUCUACUGAAGGUGAUUUACCCACACAAAGACUGGCAUCUAUGAUUUCAGCAAGAGAGGAGUUGGUUAAACAUGGAGUCUCACAGGAAAAUGUUUAUACAGUCACUUGUUGUGAUUUAAUUAAUCAAGAUCAUAUUCUCAAUGUUCAAUUGCCGAUUCUUUUAGAGAAUAGUAGAGGCGCCAUCAAGUUAAUAAUCAUUGAUUCUAUCUCUCAUCAUAUGCGAGUUGAACUUCCUACUAGAGACUUUAAGGAUCAUCAAGACAACAGGUUUUAUGUUGAUCAAGUAGCCGAGAGAUUACUUGAUCUAGCCAACAAACACGCUUUAGCGGUUGUGGUUGCCAACCAAGUUAGUGAUAGACCAUUGUUCGAAAGUCCAGAGCCUUAUGUUGCUGAAUUAACAGAUUAUGAGUACCAAUUGGGGUGGUGGGUAGGUUGGAGGAAUUCUUCCAUAAUUUAUCAUCAAAAAUAUAACGAACCUAAGAAUGUUAAUUCAGAUUACCAAGAUAAUGAAGAUCUGUUAUCAGAUGAUGAAGAUGGAAAGUUGAUUCAUGAUGAAAUAGCAAGGGUCGAAAAUUUGUCAAGGACGAAGGCAGCCAAAGUAACAGUUGCAAAUAGCGAGAAGGCAUUGCCGCCGGAUAAAAGACCUAUCGAAAGAAGAUCAACAUUCCCUUCCAAUAAGCAAAGAUUUCACAAAAAGAGAAGUGUAGAUAGAAGGGUGCCUAAUUUAGGUUUGAAUUGGGCUAAACAUCUCAGUAGUAGAAUUUUACUGAGUAAAUCCUAUAGGGCAUCACCAAUGAUUAGGAGAGGUGAGUUGCAUCUUUAUAAAGGAUCUGAUCCUACAACUUUUUGGCAGGUCAAGAGGCUCUUUAAAGUUGUUUUUUCGGCGUAUGCAGAUUCCAAGGAAAUUCCAUUUAUGAUCACAAAAAGAGGUUUGGAAAGUUCAUUAGGUGAUGAUUGA